CCAAAAUUGUUAUUACUAAAAAUUACAUUAUUUUCGAUUUUUUUGAAAAAGUUGUCUUCACUCUCGUUCAAGUCGCCACCCUAUAUGACACAUAACCACAUCAAAAAAUGGCUAUUUUGGAAUCAGCUCAUGCUUAUAUAACUACUCUGGGCUGUAGAGCCAAAUCGAGAAAAAUUCAUCCACCCUAAUGUUCAUAUUUCGGAAGCCUGUAACUGUUCCAAAUAUUGCAAAUAGUAAAAGUUGUUUUGGUAUUGACUCUAUUCUUUUGCAUAUGUUGUCGUCGUGUGGAUUCCAAUUUUCGAUAAUUGGUAAUACAAAUGUAAAUUUUUAAGGCGUUCUUGUCCAUGACCGAUGAAAUCCUUGCUGUAGAGCUUUAACCAAGCCAAUUUUGAUUUGGCUUUAGCCUUGACAUGCUCAAUGUGUGAUUUGAAAUUCAUUUGCACAUCAAGCAACACUCACAAGUCCUUUAUUACAAAGACUCUUUCAAUUUGAACGCCGCCUAUGUUAUAUUUGUAUUCAUACUGCAGUGAACUCCAAUGAUAUGAUAUGAUCUUCGUUUUGUUUGAAAGCGGUUCUUCUGUAUAUUGACAACACAAAGAGCCCAAUUCCGCUUGCAAUCAGCACAGAAACUGAGGAAUCAAAAGAAUCGAUGCCAAAAAUAAUUGAUGCCAUAAAUACAAUGAGCAUCUAUGGAAAGUGUGCGCCGAUCUAAAAGUGUUCGCGUUGUUACGGGGACUACCACAUAGAGGUUAUCCCAAAUACAUGUGUUUUUUUAUGCCAAUGGGAUACACGACAUGCGAACCAGUACCAAAAACGUGACUGGCCAGCCCGACAAACCUAUCAAAUUGACCAUCAAAAUGUGAGAUAUGAGCCACUUGUUCCAAUGGAAAAAGUGUUAUUACCACCGCUGCAUAUUAAAUUGGGCAUUGUCAAGAAUUUCAUCAAGGCACUGGUGAAGAGAAAUAAUGAACGAGCAUUUCAACGUUUGCAACAAAUUUUUCGUCGAUUGAGCAAAGCAAAAAUUAAAGAAGGCGUAUUGAACGGGCCAGAUAUUCGAAAAUUAAUGAAGGAUGAUCAAUUUGAACAAUGUUUGCUGGAAGAAGAAGGUGUCGCUUGGGAUAAUUUGAAAGCUGUUAUUGAAGGUGCACUUGAUAAGUUAGAGAUGCAAGAAUCUGAUGAACACGGUGAACGGUUUCAUCAGGUGACCGCUCAGCUUGAACACUGGUAUAGUGGCAAGAAACAAAAUUUAUUGCUUGCUGACCUCUGCUGGAACUUACAAAUGAAAUCAGAUGAUGAAGAUGAUAACUGA
Messenger RNA from Contarinia nasturtii (swede midge), 1309 nucleotides. RefSeq lists its product as uncharacterized. Bases 884 to 1309 code for a protein of 141 amino acids. Lineage: Eukaryota; Metazoa; Arthropoda; Insecta; Diptera; Cecidomyiidae. The transcript is spliced from 3 exons. The record is from RefSeq and is a predicted model, not a curated record.